CUUGGCGCGCCACUGAACUGAACUGCGAGACGAGUAAAUAUUAAAAAUCAUGAAUGUUGGUGAAUUACUUACGUUUCAGCCCGUUAAAGGCGUAAAACGUGCGCCUGACGAAGACGAUGAUGAUGCAAACAUUGCUAGGUUUAAAUCUAAGAAAAAGGUUUCUGGAGAAUCUGGAUUUGAUCAGAGAAAGGCUGCUGAAAGUGAGCGGGAUCGCAUUCUUGAACUCGUUGAUCAGGAGCCAGAGGCGCCACCUAUAGAUGAAUCACAGCUGAAGAAAAUGUUGCUAACCUUUGAGAAAAGAGUUGUGAAGAACCAGGAGAUGCGAAUAAAAUUCCAGGAUAAACCUGAGAAGUUCAUGGAUUCUGAGAUCGAGCUGAAUGAGAUAGUGCAAGAGCUACAUGUAGUUGCAACGAUGCCGGAAUUAUAUCAUAUUCUUGUUGAGUUGCAUACAGUUCAAUCUCUGCUAGGGCUGCUGAGUCAUGACAACACGGACAUUUCUGUAGCUGUUGUUAGCCUACUACAAGAACUUACUGAUACAGAAACUUUGACAGAAAGUGAAGAGGAUGUUGAAAUUCUCAUUGAUGCCUUGAUGAAGGAGCAGUUGGUUGGCACAUUAGUACAGAACAUGGAGAGACUCGACGAGACUGUUCCUGAGGAGGCAGAGGGUGUGCACAACACAUUAGCGACUGUAGAGAACCUAGUAGAAUACCAUCCUGAGUUUGGCACUGAGGCAGCUCAACAGGGCCUCCUUCAGUGGAUUCUUAAGCGAUUAAAGGCUAAGCUUCCCUUUGACAACAACAAACUGUAUGCAAGUGAGAUUUUAUCCAUACUUCUACAAGGAAACAAUGACACGCGCCAACUUCUUGGAGAGCUGGAUGGCAUAGAUGUUCUGCUGCAGCAGGUUAAUGUGUACAAGAAACAUGACCCAUCUAACAACGAGGAGAUUGAGAUGAUGGAGAACUUAUUCGACUGCCUCUGCUCGGCAUUAAUGGUCACCGUCAACAGGGGGCGCUUUCUGAAGGGCGAGGGGCUGCAGCUGAUGAAUCUCAUGCUCAGGGAGCGCAAGCUGUCUAGAAGUAGCGCGCUUAAGGUGUUAGACUACGCGAUGAUAGGUCCGGAGGGUGCAGACAACGGCACCAAGUUCGUCGACAUCCUCGGCUUAAGGACGAUAUUUCCGAUGUUCAUGAAGACGCCAAAGGGACACAAGAAGAAGAACGCAGGAGAGGAGGAACAUGAAGAGCAUGUGUCUUCGGUUAUCACUUCACUACUAAAAAACACGAGUGGAACGCAGAGACAGAGACUUCUUGCGAAGUUCACAGAAAACGACCAUGCCAAGGUGGAUCGUCUUAUGGAGCUGCACUUCAAAUAUCUGGAAAAGGUACAUCACGUCGACAACCAAAUCGAGAAGGAGAGGCAGAUAAAGCAAAGAGUUCUCCAAAUGCUCAACCUUAGAGGCGGUUCAAUAAAGACUAUACGGAAUAUCAUGCGAGAAUACGCAGGGAACAUUGGCGACGACAAGGACCCAGAGACCAGAGAUGCCGAACAAAAGCGAUUGCUGCAGCUCGUCGACAAAUUCUAGCCGGCAUCUAAUCGAGAUCUUCGCGCAGCAUGGAAAGGAGUUCCACGUGCAUAGACAGAAGCCAAGGUCUCGCGAGAGGAGCAGCAAACGCGAUUCGGCGCCCAGGCCUGCGCGCAUCUGGCGAGCGACAAUGCGGCGGCGUGGGGCGGGGGGGGGGGGGGGGGGGGUGAAGCUGCGCAGUAGAGCUCCAGCCAGGCUUAAUCUUGCUCCCCUCUCCCCCGAGGCCAUGCUUCCUCGUCCGCUCUUUGCCGCCGCGUCUGCGAGCGCGAAUCUUGCCGAUUUAGGUCGCAUGGCGGGUGGCGGCGUGGUCGAAGGCAGUGCGUGUGGUGCUAACGGAGAAGGGGGGGAAGAGCUCUCUGAUAGCUUAACAAAAGUAUUUAGUGUGAAGAUUGUGUAAUACAUUGUGACUUGUACGUAACGUGUGGAGACCAUGGACGCCACGGCGGAUUGACGGAGCCAUAGUGUUCAGUUCUGGAUCACGUUUUUCUUAAUUUUGUUGCGUCCUUGGUGGUACUGUAGCGUGCACCCUGCAGAGGUGUGAUCCAUUGUUGCAAAAUGUCCAACGUUUGUAAUGAUUGUUUAUGAAGUGAAAAUAAAUGUCCUUUUGUAAGUAAUCUAAA
Priapulus caudatus is the source of this 2199-nucleotide messenger RNA. RefSeq names its product beta-catenin-like protein 1. Gene Ontology annotation, cellular component: spliceosomal complex. The record is from RefSeq and is a predicted model, not a curated record. Lineage: Eukaryota; Metazoa; Priapulida; Priapulimorpha; Priapulimorphida; Priapulidae.